AUGGACACUAAACGAAUAUCCGAGAGACGAUACAUUUGUUCGUAUCCCGACUGCGACGCAAGGUACAAUAAACAAUGGAAACUCGAUGCCCAUCUCUGCAAACACACGGGAAUCAAACCCUUCGCCUGUGAGCAGAGCGGCUGUGGUAAGGCGUUCCCUAGCCCCUACCACCUCACCCGACACCAGUUGACCCACAGCGGGACGAAGCCUUUUCCAUGCACCGCCGACGGCUGUACAGACACAUUCACCACCAACACCAACAUGUUGCGACACUUUCAGCGCCAACACGCCACGGAUCAGAAGAAAUACGGCUGCGACGUGGCGGGUUGCGGGCUGGUUUUCAAGAAGAACAAGCAGCUGAAUCUGCACAUGUGCGAGCAGCACACUCAGCUGCCUCCCUACCAGUGCUCCUUCGAGGGCUGUCAAAUGCGCUUCCCCUGCCCAAGUAAACAGAGACGCCAUGAAAAGGUACACAACGGGUAUCCCUGUCCUGAAGAGGCGUGCGUGUUCACGGGGAAGACCUGGACGGAGCUUCUGAAGCACCGAACGGAGGCGCACCAGCGGGUUUACCCGUGUGACCAGUGCGACAAGGUGUUCAGAAAAUCGUGGAUGCUGCACCAGCACCAGGCUGUGCACGCCGACAUGCGAGUUGUGCUGAAGUGUCCCCGGGCGGGCUGCCAGAGGUCCUUCACCACAGAGUUCAACUUGAUGAGCCACAUCAAGUCCUUCCACGACGAGUUACGGCCCUUCGCCUGCACCCACGAAGGCUGUGGCAAGACGUUCGCCAUGAAGGGCAGUUUGACCCGCCACAGUGUUGCUCACGAUCCAGAGAGGCGCAAGAUCCCGAAGAUCCGGAAGCCCCGACCCUCCAGGUCUCUCGCCUCCCGACUGAGCGGCGUUAAUCCGUUCAAGAGCGCCAGAAAGACGAAGGAACUGAAGGACAACACAGCGUCCGGUCCACUCCAUAUUCAAGGAGAACAGCAACAGUCCCAGGGGCAAAUCAAAUUGUUCCCUCUUCUACAGGACACGACGCUGUUGAACCAUUCUACUACUGCUGUAGGCCUACACGUUGACUCCACACUUCACAACUUUACACACACCACCAUAGAACUGGGACAAUGACGUGGGACUUUAAUGAAUGUUAUUUUUCGAGCACAACUUUUAUUGACAUGUUUUUUGUUGUCGUGAUUAAGUACAUAAGUCACGUGCCGUUAUGUGUUAAUUUGCUCUGCAGAUGUCAGUUGAAUGUUGUGUAAAAAAAAUGAGUUUACAAAUUGGUAAAAUAAGAGGACGAAAAAAUAAAAGUCCCUUAAUGUUUCAACAA
Gadus macrocephalus (Pacific cod) is the source of this 1324-nucleotide messenger RNA. RefSeq names its product transcription factor IIIA-like. The transcript has a single exon. Gene Ontology annotation, cellular component: nucleus. The coding region runs from base 1 to 1122 and encodes 373 amino acids. The record is from RefSeq and is a predicted model, not a curated record. NCBI's taxonomy places the organism in Eukaryota, Metazoa, Chordata, Actinopteri, Gadiformes, Gadidae.